Molecule: messenger RNA, 1606 nt
Organism: Juglans microcarpa x Juglans regia
Lineage: Eukaryota; Viridiplantae; Streptophyta; Magnoliopsida; Fagales; Juglandaceae
Exons: 2
Coding region: 665-1597 (310 amino acids)
Molecular function (GO): zinc ion binding
Source: RefSeq, a predicted model, not a curated record
CAGGUUUUCUGGUACUUUGUCCAUUCAAGAAUCAAAACGUCGCCCGAAAACCCCAAAAGAGCAGAAAUUUGUUAGGACUCAAAAGGCAAUGGAAGCGAAAAAACGCGUUGCACGGUUGCAGUAACAGUAAUCCCCUGCUUCUCUCUCGAGAACGAAACGGAAGUAACGCAUCCAUUCCAAUUCAAGCCCUUUCUUCACCUUACCUCACACUUCCCUCUUCUUUUUUAUUCUUUUUCAAUGACAAUAAUUGAAAUCUCUUUUUAACAAACACGCAGAGAGCAUUUAGUACGGUUGUUGCAGUUGGUAGUGGAGAGAAAUCUUGAUCUCCCACUUUUAAUGUUAUUUUAUUUUUCAGAUUUUCAUAUCUUAGCUGUUGAUUGGAGCUCUUUUUCGGGGUGUUUGGUUUCUUGGAUACGGAUCUGUAUGUACUUUACCUUUUUGGAGCUUACAAUGUGCUAACUGUUAAUGAGCUUGAAUUGACUUUGUUGUGAUUAUCAAGAGUAGGUUUACACUCGUUAUGUUUGGUUACAUUGUUCAUGCUCUUAUGUUUGGUUACAAUGUUGGUUAUUCAAUUUUGAUGCAUAUAGAGACAAUAAUACUGCUGGUGGUUUUUUUGAGAAAGUUUGGAAAUUCGACGUAGUGGUGGAGGAAUUUUUGUUUGGUGAUGGAUCAGGAGGAGGACACGGUACUAGCGGGUCAAUUUGAUCGAGGGAGGAGUGAGAAUUCGAGCAGUUCGGUUAAUGGGGUGGCGUCUGAGUCUAUGAUUUCCGUGAAUUCAGAGGAGAGGGAUUCUACAUGUGUUACUGGAGGAAAUGGGGCUUUGGAGGCAUUGGGUACUGAGUUGGGGUCAAGUGAGGUGAUAAUGAACGGACACGAACAAGUAGUCAAUCAGGAGGACAUUGAUCAGUGUGGUGGCAGUGAUGUACCGCAUGAAGUUGAUCGAGGGGCAAAUGAAGAUUCGAGCACUUUGGGUGGUGGGAUUGUACCUGAAAUUGUAAUUGUCAUUAAUUCGAAUGAGGCUCUGGGUGUUGGUGGAGAUGAUAGGGGAUUGGAAGCAAGAAUUAGCGAACCGGUGUUGAGCAAGGUAUCUCCCAAAGAGGUGAAUAAAACGGUGUCUGAACCAGAGAAGACUUCGUGUGUGAUUGAUGUGAAGUGCAGCAGUGGUAAAGGGUUUGGUGAGAAUCUGGAUGUGGAAUGGGUUUGUAGGAUUUGCCAUUUGGGAUCUGAGCAAUCAUCUCAUGUGACUGUAAGGAUUACUGGUGAUGUUAAUAUGAUGACAAUGAUGGAUUUAAUUCAGCUCGGUUGCGGGUGUAAAGAUGAACUUGGCAUUGCGCAUGGUUACUGUGCCGAAGCAUGGUUUAAGAUAAGAGGGAACAGAUUGUGUGAAAUUUGUGGUAAGACUGCAAAAAAUAUUAAUGGUGUUGGGGAUAACGGAUUUAUGGAGGAAUGGAAUGGAAGGAGAUCCAUAGGUGGAAGCGGUAACCCCUCAAACAGGGGUCGAGGAUGUUGGCGUGGACAGCCAUUCUGUAACUUUCUGAUGGCAUGCCUGGUUAUCGGUUUUGUGCUCCCAUGGUUUUUUCGUGUAAAUAUGUUCUGAUAUGGGUGU